AUGGCGCAGCCUAUCGACGGCGUACAUACGGGAUACAAUUCUAACAGAAAUAUCGAUAAUGCUAUAUUGUGCGGAAGGCGUGGAUGGAGCACCUUACAAGUGGUCGCGUUAUGUUCAGCCGCGUUCGCAGUGGGUAAUCUCUUCAUUAUGUAUCAUACGGUAUCUACGGUUUACCCCACAUUCAAAGGUGUUUGGAUAUAUCGAAUCGAUAAUAUUGAACUGUUUUUAUCGCCAAUACCGAAAAGUUUGGAUCAAAUUAACGAUCGAUGGAAGUCAAAAGAUUAUGAUAGUAUUCUUUGGGACGAGAGUUGUCCCACACAUCGGAUGGUACCACGUGAGACGUUAUAUAUACUUUCGUUCAAGUACGGAGUUUCGGUUGAUGAGCUAAUUGCUCUGAAUCCUGUUGUGAACGUGACGGAGCGAACGACUGGAAUAGUCCUACGGCUACCAUGUUAUCUGUUGGUGCCACAGCGUAUAUACUAUCAUGGCAUGUAUUCUGGCUCAAAAGCGUGGUUUCAACACACAAUUGGCCCAGAAGACACAGUUGGUAAGCUUGUUCGGUAUUACGGUGCUGAACUGGAAGAUAUUGUAAAUGCCAAUCCGGGAAUUCAACCUGACGUAGUGGUUAAUGGACAAAAAGUUCAAGUACCUAUUAGCAUUCGGCAGGCCAUUCGGUUUCUGUCUGCCUACCAAGGAAAAUAG
This is a messenger RNA of Adineta ricciae, 702 nucleotides long. The record is from the annotation of a GenBank genome assembly. NCBI's taxonomy places the organism in Eukaryota, Metazoa, Rotifera, Eurotatoria, Adinetida, Adinetidae.